Messenger RNA from Aphidius gifuensis, 1155 nucleotides. Its product is annotated as THO complex subunit 6-like. Gene Ontology annotation, cellular component: THO complex; transcription export complex. Lineage: Eukaryota; Metazoa; Arthropoda; Insecta; Hymenoptera; Braconidae. Gene Ontology annotation, molecular function: protein binding. Gene Ontology annotation, biological process: mRNA export from nucleus. Bases 112 to 1107 code for a protein of 331 amino acids. The transcript has 5 exons. The record is from RefSeq and is a predicted model, not a curated record.
CGUUUUAUCCAUGGAUAAUUGUAAACAACUCAAAAACUCACAAUAUGCCCAUCCCUGCGAAUGAUCUUAAACGAAUAACGAUUGUAAACAAUUGUAAAUAUUGAUAAAAUCAUGCCAGAAAUUUCAAAUCGUAAAUUGUUUUACAACACAAUUUUUUGUCAAAUAUUUUCACCUAAUGGCAAAUUUCUUAUUGCUGGAAGUCUUUAUGGAGAUGUAUCAGUUUUUGAUCUUCUCAAGUCAUUUGAACCAAACCAAAUAGAUAAUUAUGAUUAUCAAGCGCCAAUAUAUAAAUUCACUGCAUAUGUGAAUCAGUGUGUCCAGAGUAUGGUUACAACAGAUGAUUUUUUAAUCACUGGAACUUCUGGAGAAAUAACAGGAUGGGACUGGAAAAUUGUCAAGUCAAACAAAGCAUCUAGGAAAAAUAUAUCUUGGACCAUACAAAUACCAACUGACAAGGACACUUCUGAAAAACCUGAUGUCAAUUCUAUGGUAUAUUCAAAGGAAAAACAUUUAUUAUACGCUGGAUGUGGUGAUAACAAAAUCUAUGUUAUAAAUUUGGAUAAUGGAAAAAUUUUGAGAUGUAUGGAGAGUCAUGAGAAUUACAUUCAUUGUUUAGCCCAACUACGUGAUCAAUUGGCAUCUGCAAGUGAGGAUGGAACAGUAAAGUUUUGGGAUUUACGUAAUCUAGAGCACACAAGUACUCUUACUCCAAGUUUGAAUGGCCAAAUCAGUAGACCAAAGUUAGGUAAAUGGAUUGGUGCUGUUGAUUUUACUGAAGACUGGCUGUUAUGUGGUGGAGGUCCAAGUUUGUCUUUGUGGCACCUUCGAACGAUGGAAACAGCAACGAUCUUCGACCUUCCGGACGAGGGCAUUCACGUAGCAUCAAUUCACGAUGAACGUAUAAUAGCAGGGGGGUGUAUGCCUGCAGUUUAUCACCUCAAUUAUCAGGGUGAAGUACUAGCCAAGGUCCCUACGUCAAGUAAAACUGUAUACAGCAUUGUACAUUGUGAAAAACCUCAAAAAAUUCUCAGUAUUUCUGGAUCUAGUAACAACAUUGACAUUUGUACAAACUUUAAUUACCGAGAAUUUAUUCUUAAGUUUGCAUAGUUUAUAAAGAAUAAAAAAUAAGUUAAAAACCAUUAUUCAUAGUUUUAA